Molecule: messenger RNA, 4360 nt
Organism: Wallemia mellicola CBS 633.66
Lineage: Eukaryota; Fungi; Basidiomycota; Wallemiomycetes; Wallemiales; Wallemiaceae
Product: APG9-domain-containing protein
Exons: 9
Coding region: 2221-4338 (705 amino acids)
Biological process (GO): protein localization to phagophore assembly site; autophagy of mitochondrion
Cellular component (GO): autophagosome; phagophore assembly site
Source: RefSeq, a predicted model, not a curated record
AUUCUAAUCACUGAGUUCCUCAAGUGCAAGUCCUUCAGGUCCAACGAAUUUCGUUUUGUUAGUUGGCAUGUUGGUUGAACGUGAUGAUGCUGUCUUUUCUCUAAGUGCGUCUAUGUCGUUGAUUGCAGCAUCGUCAGCCCAUUGUAAUACCAAGUGACGACCAAGCAAAUGUGUAUGUUUCAAACUCUCAUAUGCAAUCUCAGCAUCCCUUCUAGUAACAAAGUCCAAGAAAGCGAAACCACGUGUCUUCCUGUCGAAUUUGCGUGGUAAUCUUACAGAUUUCAGUUGACCAUGCAUACCGAACAACUCCCUGAUAUCCUUCUUUGAAGCCUCGAACGGCACGUUCUUGACCAACAUCUUUGUAGUCUUCGUUUGACCCAUUGCAGCACCAGGUUCGGAGUCUUUGCCACGUUGAGCGAAUUUAACUUGUAGAGAAUGACCAUCAAGGACAUACUUUUGCAUACUUGCCAGUGCAUCCUUUGCAUGCUCUUCAUUAUCAAAACCGACGAAUCCAUAUCCCAUGCUGAGUCGGUUCGCGGCACUCUUUGGAUCAGGCUUCGUUUGGAUUCUAGCAUAUCUGUAUCCCGAAAGGGAAGAGAAAAUUGAUGCCAAUUUUGCUUCUGGGGUGCUGAAAGCGAUAUUCUUGAUGAACAAUGUACUGGCUGCUUCCUCCUCUCCAGCAGCGACCUUGUCAGUUGGAGUCUCCUUGUCAACAACCUCAACUGGUUUAGGUCCACCUGCUGCAAUUGCGCCAGAUGGUGCAUCUUUAGCCCACAUUCCAUUUGGUGCUUUUUCGAGAUAGAGUACAGAGUUUCCUACUCUUUUAUAUGCUAGUUUUUUAAAUGCUGUGCGAGCAUCGUUGGGGAGCAAGUACUCGAUAAUGGCGAUAGUGCCAGCUGGCGGAAGAAGUAAUCUGCUGAUCUCACCACAUGGCCUGAACAUUUCAUCAAGAUCAUCGACACUCGUACCGAAUGGAAUAUUCUUAAUGAGCAAUGUGUUCUCCAAUCUAGGACCUCUGUUUUCUGGUGAAAAUGCAUCUAGAUUGACACCUUGCUCUUUCAAAAAUCCUUUAGUCUCGUUGAUGACAUGAGUCUCAGCCAAGGCUACCUUGACGGCAGGAUUAGAUGAAGAAUCUGAGCUGAGUAUCUCUGCUUUCUCAACGUUGAGUCUGGCUGCAAGGGAGCUGACAACUGCGUCUGCAUUCAUAUAUAAACCAGACCAACUAAACUCUCUACUUUCGGCACCUUCUUUUCUGUCCUUGUUACGAAGCUUUUUGAAGCUUGCUUUCGAUAGAUCCUGUGGUGGACGCUUGUUUACGGCUGGCAAAACAUGCAACAAUCUUCCUUGGAAGAUGGAACCAUCAGCCGCCCUGAAUGCGGCGACUGCAGCAUUUGGUGACGCGAAAGAUAUAUAAGCAACUCCCAUAGGUGUCUUAGAGUCGUUGCUGAGAGGUACAUGUGCUUGGUUGACGACACCAUACUUAGAGAAUUCAGUUUUAAGAUCAUCCUCUGUACAGCUGAAUGGUAAAUUACGGAGGAAAAUACGGGCAGUUUCCAUGACUUGGUCGAUAACCUCGGCUUGUUUACGCGCUUCAGCAUCCUGGGUCGUCUCUUGUGGAGUUUCUUCUUUAGGCGCCUCAUCAGUUUCUUCUGGAAUGUGGCGUCUCUUCAUUUUUGCGCGCAUGUACUCCAAAUCCGACAUUUCAGUAUUGUCAUCACCACCUUCUUGCUCAGAAUCUGAGUUUUUGGUUGCUUUGUUUUUUGCCUUCUGCAUCUCAAUGGCUUUCAGGUGAACUGGUUUGAGUACUUUUACUCUCUUGUUUGAUUCUUCCUCCUCGCUGUCAGAUUCUUUGCCUUCUUUUCUCCUGCGUUUGGCUUUAAGAGCUUUUCCAUCUUGGAGCUGCUCUUGUAUAGAUUUGUUAUCCUCUACGAUUUCAAUUUCUAGCUUAGAAGUCCCCCAGUAGGUUUUGUUGAAGAAAUGCAAAGCUUCUUUGGCUUCUUCUGGGGAUUUGAAACCAACGAAACCGAAACCACGAGAUUUGCCUUUACUUGUACCGACAGCUGUGCCUUUCUUGAAAACGACUUUAGCGUCUGUGAUGGUAGCACCCCUGCUACCAAAGUGCGUUCUUAAUGCGUUGUUAUCUGCAGUCGUUGGUAAACCUUUGACGAUCAGACGUGACAUCUUGGUUGUUAUAACGAAAGCUGCUUAUCAACCAUCACAAUGGAUUUCAGCACACCAAUAUUAAAUAUGCUAAUGAAUUCUAGAAGAUCGCACUACGAUCCUAUAGAUGAUCAAGAGCAAGAUAUUCAAGAAACCGUCGAACUCAACCCACGCCAUACAGACGAUGACGACGGCCCACCAGCAAGUAUUUUGGUAGAAGGCGAACAGCGAAAUAGCCUAGACGAUAAUCCCCCUAUAAAAUACACCCAUAGUCAGCAAGAUACCCCUUUACCUCUCCAUCAGCAUAGGCCAGUUAGCAGGGGUAUGUCUCCUUAUCAGCUCGCUAUGUGGAAAUGGGUGAACGUGCAAAAUCUCGAUAAGUUCUUACAGGAUGCUUAUAGUUACUACCUCAACAAAGGUAUUUAUUGCAUAGUUUUAACGAAAGCUUUGAAUCUAGCUACCGUUGGUUUCGUUUUCUUAUUCUCAACUUUCUUAUUUGGUUGCAUUGACUACUCUGCUAUCAGCCACGAUGGCAGUCUCUCAGAUAUUGUUAUCCCACACUGCGCAUCUAGUUUCUCCUUUAUCACUUGGAUUUGGCUUCUCGCAUUCGGUAUUUUCUAUAUAUAUCAAGUCCUCACUUUUAUCCUGUCACUCAAACCGUUGGUGGAUAUGUACAGAUUCUACACUCAUAUCCUGCGCAUACCUAAUACUGACGUCAAAACAAUCUCAUGGGAGGAAAUCGUCUCUAGGAUAUCACAUAUAAGGCAGUCAAAUCCACUCACAGCGAUAUCAAGUGUUGGCGUCUCACAUGGCCCUGUCGCGAAGUUAGACGUCCUGGACGUCGCGAACAGGAUUAUGCGCCAGGAGAACUACCUAAUAGCACUUUUCAACAAGGACCUACUCAACCUUGAUCUACCAAUACGUAAUAAAUUGCUGAAGAAAGUGCUCAGUUUUGCAACAUCGAAUGGUCUCACCAAGACGCUUGAAUGGAAUCUCUCAUUUGCCUUAUUAGGACAUGUAUUCGAUGAGAAGGGACAGGUCAAAGCACAUAUAUUGCAGUCUUCAUCACGUGGUCGCAAUGUACAAGAACUCAGAAAGCGUUUUGCUAUAUUAGCAUUCGUUAAUGCAUUGCUAGCCCCUAUUCUUGUUAUAUUCCUACUCUUCUACUCUUUCUUCAGGUACUUUGAGGAAUAUCACAAGAAUCCGUCAUCCAUUGGUUCAAGGAGCUAUACUGAGUUGGCACAGUGGAAAUUCAGAGAGUUUAAUGAGCUCCAGCAUCUAUUUCAAAAGCGUCUCAGUUUAUCAUACGACGAUGCCCAGAAGUAUAUCGUUCAAUUUCCUAACUCAGAAAUUGCAAUUAUUGCACGCUUUGUGGCCUUCGUUGCUGGUUCCUUUGCUGCUGUCUUUAUAUUAGCUUCCGUGAUUGAUCCAGACAUGUUCUUACACUUCGAAAUAACUCCUCAACGGACUACUGUAUUCUAUAUUGGUGUCUUUGGUACAAUCCUUGCUGUUGCUAGAGGUAUGAUACCAGCUGACAACGAAGUCAACGAUCCAGAGAGGUUGUUGAGACGCGCUUGUGCAUUUACGCACCAUCUUCCAAAGGAAUGGGAAGGACAGAUGCAUUCAAAGAAAGUGCAUGCUGAGUUUUCAAGGCUAUUUGAAUUAAAAAUCGCCAUCUUCCUCCAGGAGAUUCUCUCAGUGUUGUUCACACCGAUUAUCCUCUACUACUCGCUUCCAAAAUCGUCACCGGCUAUUAUCGACUUCAUCUCCCAAUCUACUGUUCACGUUGACCAGCUAGGGUAUAUAUGCUCAUUCGCCCAUUUCGAUUUCCUCAGACAUGGUAAUAAAAGGUUUGGCGCACCUAAGGAUGCUCAAAACGUCAAACUCAUGAGCGAGGAUGGUAAACUCGAGAAGAGUGUUUUGAAUUUCAAGGCAGCGAACCCUAAGUGGAUGCCGAACGAUCAAGCAGGAUCUAUAUUUGUCAACAAGAUGUCAGAAUCUAUUAUGCCAUCUAAACGCACUAUGAAAUCACCAGAAAUGGGUUUAGGGGAGGUUUACGAAGAUGAGCGCGAAUGGGAUAAUAACGAACGCAGAGAGAGUGAUCAAGGUGUCCUAAAAAUGUUUCAACAGUUUUCUUUUAGCCGCACUCGAACAAAUAAUUUCCCUCGACCAUUUUAGUAUUGUAUUUAUCAUGUACUUU